AUGUCGAAUUUAACUGUGCUGGGAAAUUACGAGAAUGACGACAACGCAAAAGCCCAAGCGCGCAAUAUACUCGGCCCGACAAAAGACGCGGAAUUCCUCCAAAGCUUCGUCAGAGUUGGGACAGGCGAAGAAGAUGAGGAACUGCCGAUCCAGAAGGCGUCAAUUAGCAAACGCGGUCCAGUGGAAAAGAUUGACUCUAUCCCCGAAGAGGAAAAGUACUCUCCAUCGGGACGCAAGGAAUCUGAGAAACCCCAAAAGCGAAGGUUUCGUCUUAAGCCAAAACGUGAGAGACGACGUCGCGAAGAGGAGCUCUAUACUGAUAAGGACCGGGCUGCAGCUGUAGUGAUAGGAACUAGGGACAUUAAGCAGUCCUUGAGUAUGAAAGACAAAGCGGAGAGAACCAACGCUCUGCAGAUACCAAUGGAGGCUGAUGCGGGAACGUUGCUGGCGUUAGCGCGGGCUGAGAUGAUGCGAGAGAGAUAUCGCACUGCGCUGACCUUUGUGGACAAGGCAAUCGAACUGGCCCCUGAAGAGAAAGCGGCUUACGUGUCUCGCAGCCGAUGCCACCUACUCCUCGGCGAGCCCCUGAAAGCCCUGGCUGAUGCGGAGACAGCGCUCAAGCUCGACCCCAAGCACGCACGGGCACUGCUUCAGAAAGCUGAAGCAUUAUACUAUUGUGGCGAGUUUGAAAUGAGCCUGGUCCAUUACCAUCGAGGACUCCGUGCCAGACCCGAUCUGAAUGAAUUUAGGCUUGGAGUUCAAAAAGCACAGGAGGCGAUUGAAAACACCAUUGGGGCAGUGAAGCCAGUUAAGAAGAGCUGCAAUAAGCGGAGACUUUCAAAGUCGUCCCGACCAGUGUUAGGUCAACUGAUGUCAGAUAAGAUCUACCUCGAGAAUCUUCUGAAGAACCCUGAUCUUGCCAUAGCUGAUAAGAAGAACAACGUGGUAAUCAAACAAGCAGAAGAGGCGAUAAGGUUUUUAGAAAACCGAGAAGAAUUUUGGAGACAGCAGCAAACUGCAAAACAACACUAA
Pararge aegeria (speckled wood butterfly) is the source of this 1032-nucleotide messenger RNA. RefSeq names its product outer dynein arm-docking complex subunit 4. The record is from RefSeq and is a predicted model, not a curated record. The coding region runs from base 1 to 1032 and encodes 343 amino acids. Gene Ontology annotation, cellular component: cytoplasm. Lineage: Eukaryota; Metazoa; Arthropoda; Insecta; Lepidoptera; Nymphalidae. Gene Ontology annotation, molecular function: protein binding. The transcript has 3 exons.